Scheffersomyces coipomensis is the source of this 1368-nucleotide messenger RNA. It is a transcript of the gene GDH3, whose product is annotated as glutamate dehydrogenase (NADP(+)). NCBI's taxonomy places the organism in Eukaryota, Fungi, Ascomycota, Pichiomycetes, Serinales, Debaryomycetaceae. Bases 1 to 1368 code for a protein of 455 amino acids. The record is from RefSeq and is a predicted model, not a curated record. Gene Ontology annotation, cellular component: cytosol. Gene Ontology annotation, molecular function: L-glutamate dehydrogenase (NADP+) activity. The transcript has a single exon.
AUGGUUGCAGCUAACGAACCUGAAUUUCAACAAGCCUACAAUGAAUUAGUUCAUGCUUUACAAGAUUCUACUUUAUUUACUGAAAAUCCUCAUUAUAAAAAAGUUAUCCCUGUUGUUUCAAUUCCUGAAAGAAUUAUUCAAUUCAGAGUUGCUUGGGAAAAUGAUCAAGGUGAAAUCGAAGUUAAUAAUGGUUUCAGAGUUCAAUUUAACUCAAACUUAGGUCCAUACAAAGGUGGUUUAAGAUUCCAUCCAACUGUUAAUUUAUCCAUUUUAAAAUUCUUAGGUUUCGAACAAAUCUUUAAGAAUGCUUUAACUGGUUUAUCCAUGGGUGGUGGUAAAGGUGGUUCUGAUUUCAAUCCAAAAGGUAGAUCCGAUAAUGAAAUCAGAAGAUUUUGUGUUGCCUUCAUGAGGCAAUUGGCUAGAUAUAUUGGUUCUGAUACUGAUGUUCCAGCUGGUGAUAUCGGUGUUGGUGGUAGAGAAAUUGGUUUCUUAUUUGGUGCCUACAAACAAAUGCAAAACAAUUUCACUGGUAUUUUAACCGGUAAAGGUUUAACUUGGGGUGGUUCUUUAAUCAGACCAGAAGCUACCGGUUAUGGUUUAGUCUACUAUGUUGAAAAAAUGAUUGAAAAGGCUUCUCAUGGUAAAGAAACCUUUAAAGGUAAAAGAGUUGCUAUUUCCGGUUCCGGUAAUGUUGCUCAAUAUGCUGCUUUAAAAGUUAUUGAAUUAGGUGGUAUCGUUGUCUCUUUAUCUGAUUCUAAAGGUGCUAUCAUUAGUAAAAACGGUAUUACCCCACAUCAAAUCAGUGCUAUUGGUGAUGCCAAGAUUAAACAUAAGUCUUUAGAACAAAUUAUUGAAUUAUCUGCUUCUGCUUUCUCUGGUUCAAACUCUGUUCAAUACUUAGCCGGUGUUCGUCCAUGGGAACAUGUUGGUCAAGUUGAUGUUGCUUUACCAUCUGCUACUCAAAAUGAAGUCAGUGGUCCAGAAGCUAAAGCUUUAAUUGAAGCUGGUGUUAAAUUCGUUGCUGAAGGUUCUAAUAUGGGUUCCACCAAAGAUGCCAUCGAUAUCUUUGAAGCUUCAAGAAACACUGGUGUUUGGUAUGCUCCUGGUAAAGCUGCCAACUGUGGUGGUGUUGCUGUCUCCGGUUUAGAAAUGGCCCAAAACUCUCAAAGAGUUCAAUGGACUUCUGAAGAAGUUGACUCCAAAUUAAAAAACAUUAUGUACACUUGUUUUGAAAACUGUUACGAAACCGCUAUUAAAUAUUCUGUUGAAAAGAACACUGAAUCUUUACCAUCCUUAUUAAAAGGUGCCAACAUUGCUGGUUUCAUCAAAGUUGCUGAUGCUAUGUUUGAUCAAGGUGAUGUCUUUUAA